UUUCUUUCUCAAGAUGAUUUUAGUAUAAAUCUGAGUCCUCUUUGUCUUUAUCUAAUCAUCCAGUAACUGCUGGCAUUUUUAUAGCUUACAGACACAUGACAGCCAUCAACACCCUCAGCAACUUCAGCACCAUUUCUGGCUUCAUCCUCCUGGGCUUCCCUGGUCCCAGGCAGGGCCAGAUCCUCCUCUUCGUGCUCUUCUCUGUCAUCUACAUCCUCACACUCAUGGGCAAUGGUUCCAUCAUCUGUGCUGUGCACUGGGAUCAGAGACUCCAUACCCCCAUGUACAUCCUGCUGGCCAACUUCUCCUUCCUGGAGAUCUGGUAUGUUACCUCCACAGUCCCCAACAUGUUGGCCAAUUUCCUCUCUGACACCAAGGUCAUCUCCUUCUCUGGAUGCUUUCUCCAGUUUUAUUUCUUCUUUUCUUUGGGAUCUACAGAAUGUUUUUUUCUAGCAGUAAUGGCUUUUGAUCGGUAUCUGGCCAUCUGCAGGCCUCUACACUAUCCUACCAUUAUGACUAGACGUUUUUGCAACAACCUUGUGGUCAGCUGCUGGGUACUUGGUUUCCUCUGGUUCCUGGUUCCUAUCACUAUCAUCUCCCAGAUGACCUUCUGUGGAUCUGGGAUCAUUGACCACUUCCUAUGUGACCCAGGUCCUCUGCUAGCUCUGACAUGCAAAAAAGCUCCCAUGAUAGAGCUUGUCUUCUCUGCCUUAAGUCCUCUGCCUCUUAUUAUCCCCUUUCUCUUAAUUAUGGGGUCCUAUGCUCUGGUCCUAACAGCGGUAUUGCAGGUCCCUUCACCAUCUGGGAAAAGAAAGGCUUUCUCCACCUGUGGAUCUCACCUGGCUGUGGUCUCAUUGUUCUAUGGCUCAGUAAUGAUCAUGUAUGGGAGCCCAACAGCUGAGCAUGAAGCUGAAAUGCAAAAGAUUGUGACUCUGAUUUAUUCCACUUUGACUCCACUCCUUAACCCUGUAAUAUAUAGUCUUAGGAACAAAGAUAUGAAAAAAGCCCUGCAGAAAUUUCUGGGAACUUAA
Molecule: messenger RNA, 1031 nt
Organism: Perognathus longimembris pacificus (Pacific pocket mouse)
Lineage: Eukaryota; Metazoa; Chordata; Mammalia; Rodentia; Heteromyidae
Product: olfactory receptor 11G2-like
Exons: 1
Coding region: 96-1031 (311 amino acids)
Biological process (GO): G protein-coupled receptor signaling pathway
Cellular component (GO): membrane
Molecular function (GO): G protein-coupled receptor activity; olfactory receptor activity
Source: RefSeq, a predicted model, not a curated record